AUGGAUGAGCCCUUCAACCCGACAAAGGAGACCAUCUCGCUACUCAUUCGUUCAGGCGCCGCAAAGUCCCGACUUCCAUGGCCCGAUUUGAUCAUAAAGGCCUUUCUUGCAGGCGCAUUUCUGUCUCUCGGGGCGAUGUUUGACCUCGUCAUUGCUGGCGGCGCUACCAAGAUGCGAGAGGAGAACCCUGGGCUGGUUACGCUGCUGUCCAGCUUCACCUUUCCAACUGGGUUCGUCAUCCUCACUGUCGUCAACACUGAGCUGUUCACCGCGAACCUGUUUGUUGUUGUCUUCUCGACGCUGCUGCGCAAGGCCCGCAUUGUCGACCUGGCGAAGAACCUGGUCACCUCCUACAUCUUCAACCUCGCCGGUGCCCUGUUUGUCGCCGGCUUUCUCUGCUGGUGGUCUGACACGCUGUCCACAGAUGCAGAGAAGCAGUUUGCAGUCACCCAGGCUGAAGGGCGUGUCAAUGUGCAGUGGUCGGUGAACUUCCUCCGCGGCGUGGGCUGCAACUGGCUUGUCGGUCUGGCCAUGUUCCUCUCGAUCGCUGCCCAUGAUCAGGUCUCGAAGAUUUACGCUAUAUGGAUCCCGAUCUGGACGUUUGUUGCACUGGGCUAUCAGCACUCCAUCGCAAAUUUCUUCCUCGUGCCCAUCGGCAUGUUCUACGGGGUCAACUUCGGGGUCGGCAAAUACAUCUACCAAUGUAUCAUCCCAGUUACUUUGGGAAACAUCGUCGGCGCAGUCAUCCUGGAUGCCAUUGUUUUUUGGUACAUCUACGGGCGCAGUGAGUUGCUGGAGGAGGAAAAGAAGCACGAAAUGCCUUCGCUCCAUAAUUCCACGCCAUCGCCUACAACCCAGGUGUAG
Molecule: messenger RNA, 864 nt
Organism: Aspergillus puulaauensis
Lineage: Eukaryota; Fungi; Ascomycota; Eurotiomycetes; Eurotiales; Aspergillaceae
Product: formate/nitrite transporter family protein
Exons: 1
Coding region: 1-864 (287 amino acids)
Biological process (GO): transmembrane transport; nitrite transport
Cellular component (GO): membrane
Molecular function (GO): high-affinity secondary active nitrite transmembrane transporter activity
Source: RefSeq, a predicted model, not a curated record